AUGAUUAGAAAUUUAAUUUUAAAAUCUACAAAAUCUCAAAACCUUUCAAGAUUUUAUAAAACAAAAACUACAAAUUUUAAUAAUAUAACAUUAACAACUAAUAAUAAUAAAAAAUGUAUAUUUUUUAAAGGAGUUAAUAAUAAUAAUAAUAAUAAUAAUAAUAAUGGAAUUCAAUAUUCUACAAGUAGUAGUAACAGCACUAUCAAUAAAAAUCAAACUAAAAAAGUUGAAUCAUUAAAUAAAGAGACAAAGGAUUCUAAUGAUAAAUCAAUUUAUGGAUCAAUUGGCGAUAUUGAUUUUAGUAAAAAGGAGAGUGGACCAUCAAAGAAUGCAUUAAGCAGAGAGAAAUUAAGUAAAAGUUUAUUAUUAAUGAGAAAAUCAGGUACACUUUCAUCAGUUAAUAUGAUGGCAAAGAUGGAGAAUGAAAAUUCUACACCUGUUUAUGGAUCAUUAUCAGCCUAUGCGUUAUUUGAUAGCGAAGAGGAGGUGUCAGGUGACAUCACACAAGAGCAUUUGAAAACCAAAGUGACAGUAUACAAUCCAAUCAUAGCAUUACAUAAAUCAAGUGCCCACAUCAAGCAUUUCAAACACUUCAAUAAGGUAUCACUAGUGGUGUACCCAUUGACACCCAUCGGCAGACCACCAAGCGAGUAUGACCUACCACGUGUGAAUUUCAGUGGUCGUAUGAGACUGCUACCAUCACCUAACGCCAGUAAAGACACACAAGACAUUCUAACCUACACAAAAGCGAAAAGACUCUAUUUCGAGAGACACCCAAAUUCAGCAGUGGUGAUGGGCGAUCAGUGCGACAAGGAUUACGAUUUCUUCAUUAUGGAUAUCUCUGACGCCUACUAUUAUGAAAGAAAUCAAAAAUUAACUUCCAUUCCAAUCGAGGUUUUGAAAUGUUGUUCAGCAGAUCCUGUCACUAUUCAAAGUAGAGAAAUUAUUGAGACUGUAAACUCAAAGUACCAAGACUCGCUCUCUCUCAUCGUUGAGCAAUAUGGUGAUGUUAAAUUGGAUGAUUGUUUCAUGUAUUUCGUUGAUAGUUUCGGUUUAAAUUGUAUAGGUAAGAAAAAAGGUAUUGAUGAAUGGUUAGAUAUUCGUAUACCUUUUGAUUCAUCUUUUGAUAAUUUUGAAAAUUGUAAAUCUGGAUUAUAUGAAACUUUAAGAUUAGUUCGUAAUAAAAUUUUUUAA
Messenger RNA from Dictyostelium discoideum AX4, 1194 nucleotides. RefSeq lists its product as hypothetical. Gene Ontology annotation, cellular component: cytoplasm. The transcript has a single exon. Lineage: Eukaryota; Evosea; Eumycetozoa; Dictyosteliales; Dictyosteliaceae. Bases 1 to 1194 code for a protein of 397 amino acids. The record is from RefSeq and is a predicted model, not a curated record.